AUGGGUGCCCAAGAGAUGGCCGUUAAGCGAGCGGCUCUCUGGAACGGCAUUACUGAGCUCAAUAGCCGGUUCAAUCAAUGGCUAAAAGACUUUGUGGAAUGCUACCCAGAUGGACCCCCUGAAGAGCGCCCACAGACCGAAGAUCAAGGGUUCCCCAUCUUCAGGCAACGUGAUUUCCGCACCGGAGGAGUGUAUGCCCCAACGAAGUUAUACUACCCCAAUCUUCUUCUAGCACAAACGAUGUGCGUCUACUAUACGUACCGACUCAUCCUUUCUUCCAUCGAUGACCGUCCUGAGGGAGAGCGACUCACCAUUCCGGAGCGUUACGAAUUUGGUUGCGGAAUUUGUCGAUCGUAUGAAUUUUACAUUCUUACCGCGCCAGGAAACAUGAUCAAUCGACUCGCGUUCACCACCAGGGUAGCUUGGGAGGCAUUCCCUGAUAAUGGACCCGAGCGAGAAUUUAUGGUGGAGGUACUCAAACUAGUAGAAAAGCGACACUCGUUGGGGCUCUGGGGCAGUAACAUGUCAGAGCUCUCAACCAGUAAAGAUUCAAAGUUCGCUUCUGGUGACAUGAAAGCACCAUAA
Messenger RNA from Penicillium chermesinum, 585 nucleotides. RefSeq lists its product as uncharacterized. The transcript has a single exon. The record is from RefSeq and is a predicted model, not a curated record. Bases 1 to 585 code for a protein of 194 amino acids. Lineage: Eukaryota; Fungi; Ascomycota; Eurotiomycetes; Eurotiales; Aspergillaceae.